This is a messenger RNA of Phyllostomus hastatus (greater spear-nosed bat), 4218 nucleotides long. Its product is annotated as cytochrome b5 type B. The transcript is spliced from 5 exons. Bases 112 to 555 code for a protein of 147 amino acids. Gene Ontology annotation, cellular component: mitochondrial outer membrane; intracellular membrane-bounded organelle. Lineage: Eukaryota; Metazoa; Chordata; Mammalia; Chiroptera; Phyllostomidae. Gene Ontology annotation, molecular function: heme binding. The record is from RefSeq and is a predicted model, not a curated record.
GGCCUUAUGGGUCCUGGUUACGGAAGCCGGGGAAGGCUGAGAGCCGGGUCUACCUCAAGGAAUUAGCCGGGAAAAGCUGGCUAGCGGUACAGAAAAGGUGUCUCAGGCCUAAUGGCGACUGUGGGCGCAAGCGGCAACGAUGGGAAGGGGCAAGGGCUGGAGACCCCCGUCACCUAUUUCCGUUUGGAGGAAGUAGCUCAGCGUAAUACCUCGAAGGAGACGUGGCUGGUGAUCCACGGGCGAGUUUACGAUAUCACCCGAUUCCUUAAUGAGCAUCCUGGCGGAGAAGAGGUUCUGCUGGAACAAGCUGGUGCAGAUGCAAGUGAAAGCUUUGAAGAUGUAGGCCACUCCUCUGAUGCCAGAGAAAUGCUAAAGCAGUACUACAUUGGUGACGUGCAUCCGAAUGACCUUAAACCUGAAAGUGGGAGCAAGGACCCUUCAAAAAAUAGCACCUGCAAAAGUUGCUGGACAUACUGGAUUUUCCCCAUUGUCGGCGCUAUUCUUCUAGGUUUCCUGUACCGUUACUACUACACGCCGGAGAGCAGAUCCUCCUGAGGAGGCCUUGCUGACAUCUGGAGAGCGUACCCACUUGGGAUUGAAAACUAGAGACUUGAUUGGAGGCUGCAGCGUUGCCCUGUUCCCAAAUCCAGCCAGUUGUAUUCUUCCCCCUUGGAGCCCAGACAGUUAGCCACGCAUCCACCUCAGGCCUGGGAACAGUGUCCUCCUUUCUCAGAGCCUUACUUCCAAAGCACCUGCUCCCUGUGCUGUGUCCUUGCCCCUGUUUCCUGUCUUCACUGGUUUCCACGAGCAUCUUUAUAUUACAAAGUUUUCGGUUAAUAGCUACAAUCCUAGUGACACUGCACUUUGGUAAAAAUGCACAUGAGACCUUAACAUAGCAGCACUCUCUGGUUUUGAAGAUUUUCUUUUUCAACUUUUCUUUUAAGUAAAUAUCAUUAUUUUUAAAUUCUGACUUAAUUUUAUUUGCCACAAGGGGUUUAAUUCAUGAAGUAAGUUGUACACCUGCAACUUAAAACACAACUGCCAAAUGAUCUUGUUUCUCGUUUAUAUUUGUUAAAACUAGAAAGAGCCACGUGAUUGUCUCCUCCCUCCCCAGCUAGUACAGCAGGUGGCUCUUGCCACCCCUUAGUCCACUAUGUGGUGCUGGACAGAACUGUGCUUUCCUUUCAUUUCUCAGAACAGACACAGGGAAGGGGAGCCGUGAACAGACUGAUAGGGAGAGUUCACAGCAGUCUUUCCUUGGAAAAAUAUCAAGAAACACUGCUAUAACGCAGGAGCCUGGAAAAAGCACCAAAGAUUUCGUCCUUUACUUUGGUUUGGCACCAGUUUCUAGCCAUCUUUUUUUUCUUAGUUUUCCUUUCCCUCAACCAUCUUUCUCAGUAAAAUACAAACUUGUAAUUAUGUCUGUAGAGCUUUACCAGGGAUUUUUGCUUCUUUUUUGCUUAUUGGUUAGCAAUUUUUUUAUUCCCUGUUUUAAUGAAAGUAAGAGACUCCAAAAUGAUCAAAGAUACAGUAUUUGAUCUUCUGUUUUUCCAGUAAGUACUUGAAAUGGGGGAUGGCGACAAGAGAAUGUUUUUCAUUUCAUCUGUUUUUUACCCCCAAGGUUCUAGUUUGUGGUUGUGUUGUUUUUCUCUUGAGAAUAAAAACCUUGUAGGUUUUUUUUUCUUGGAGGAGUAUUUCAUUGAAGAGUAGGUUACUACUUGGAAUUAUAUUACUGUUUCUUCUUGGUUCAGGAACUUCUUUGGCAUAUUCGCCUUCACGUUUUUUUCCCUGUGGAAGCACCCGAGGAGACAGUCCACUGACUGUUUUCUGCCCGCCACUGGCUGAGGUAGUUUUUCUCCCUGUCCUCUGAGGGUUACCAGUCUGCCUCCGAGCCAUGGUCAUGUGCAACAGGGAGCAGUGCGGCUCCAGAAGGACCACGGGCAGUGUUUAGUCUCUCCUCCUGCUUUCUGCUCGCCAGGGACUGGACAAGACAGGAAACUGCCUGGGACACCAGUGUCUGCCCAUGCAAACUAUUUAAGAAAAAGUUCAACCCAGGUCUUAUAUCCUGUGAUUUUAGCAGUUAGUGAAUUCAGAAUUCAUCAAAAAUAUUACCCAUUUUUUAGUGUUGCAGGUUCGAUUCCCAGUCAGGGCACAUGCCUGGGUUGCAGGCCACGGCCCCCAGCAACCGGCACAUUGAUGUUUCUCUCUCUCUCUUUCUCCCUCCCUUCCCUCUCUAAAAAUAAAUAAAUAAAAUCUUUUUAAAAAGUUAAAAAAAUAUUACCCAUUUUUGCACACUUGGAUAUGGUACUAUGGAGUAACUUUGGAGGAUUUCUGGCUGACUUUUAUCAUCAGGGAUAUGGUCUAGUCAAACUUUUAUUGUUAGAAAAUGUUUUUGUAUAUACUAUAAGAUGGCACCGUAAGACAAUUUAUUGAAAACAAGUAUCUUUGGUUGUGUAGCAAAAGUGGCGUGACUGCCAAUGCUCCUUUAUUUGAAGGCAGGGAAGAGAUGCCUCGAGUAAGAGUUUGUAUGUAAUUGCUGUGCUGUGAGUUGCAUGAUUACAUGGGACCAUGCUGCGUAGAAGUAAAGAACAAAGGAGCAUUGAGGAGCUGGAAAGGGAACAUUCAAGCUAAAACUAAGCCGGAAGAUAACUUGGAUCGAUCACAAGUGUAUUGGCAGUCUCCAAAAUUGAAUGAAAAACAUCUGGCUUAUAAGAAACAUUAAAGAACGAUAGUCUCAAGUAAAACUGGUGUUUUUAAUAUUUUUUAGUGUAAACACCAAUGCAAAAGGCAUGUUUUUCUAUUUCAUAUUGGUUGUCUUUUCCUGUUUAUAUCCGGACUUGUUUUUACUCAGAGCCAGAGGAAAAGAUUUUCAGACUUUGUCUCUACCAUCCAUGAAAUUCAUCCAAUACCCAGGGCUUCUUUUGAUCUGCUAAUGUGAUGUCACUUUAUAUUAUGAAAACAACUUCUGGGUCCGUUUGCUAUUAUUCUGCUGCCUACAUAAACAGCCAGGUGAAAGGUAGAGCUUGUGUGAGAGUUUGAAGAGAUUUUUCUGAACAAUAAAGUAAUACAGUGUGUUAGCCAAAUCCAUCCAAAAGGACUUCUGUUUUAAGAAGUAGACUUGAAUUCUCAAACCAGUCUCAAUAGUGGUAGAUCAUGAAAACCCCUCUGGAGCGAGGGGGUCCGCCCCUGCUGGCUGACUGGGCCCCAGAACCGGUCUCUGGGGUGUUUGGUGGUUUGUUCCCAAGCACGAUUAGCUGCUGCUGCACACCCUGCUGUACACAUAAGGGCUGGGGAUCUCAAAAGAAGAUGAGGGGAAAUUUGUGCCACCAAAAUAGGUUGCACCAGUCUCCAAAAUUUCCUGGCCCGCUGUGCUUUUAAGAAUUGGUUUAGUUUCCAAAUAACUUCUACAUUUGUAAAGACAAAAAAUACUGUGUUUAGUUCUUAUGUGACUGCUUAAGCAGAAACAAAAACCCAUUAGAACCUAUAAUUUGAGUCUAUAAAGUUCUCUGAGCAGUUGUCAUAAAUGCAUAUGUUGUGAAAUGAGUGCAUUGUUGAGCUUAUACUCUUUAGUUCCCAUGUGGAGCAAUGAAAAAUGCUUUUUACAGGCCAGGUGUAUCAUUACCCAUGGUAUCUCGUGCUUGCAAUCUCAAGUGAUAGCUAUCUGGUUAAAUUCCAUUUUAGGAAAUUAAAAUGCAGGAUGUUAAUGUUUAUUAUGUCCUUCCCCAGGAGAAAUGGAUUUAGAUAUGUCUUGUCUCAACAAGAAAUUGAUUCUUUUUAAACCAUCUUAUUUGGUUGUCAAAUAUCACAAGAGUAACAGGGGGUUUGGUCACAUUGGGCUGUCAUGUUCUGAAAGAGCCCGGUGGGGAACUUAUGGGGUGAUUUCAGAGGAAGGUUCUGAGAAGCAGAGCUGAACUUAAGUUACCCACCCUACAUGUAGCCUCUUCCUCAUGAGUUUUAGGAGCUGCUCUUUGCCUGCAUCUAUAUUCUACAUUUGCUACUUUGACAAAACAUUAUUGCGAUUAUUUGACUUCCUUUUUACUUCACCCUUGACUGUGAAUGAGUAAUAUUAACAUUCCUUUUGUGUAUUCAAUAAUACAGUUUGUUUACCUAUUUUAUUUCAACAUAUUUUGAACAAAGAUCUUUGUCUCUUUCUGCUGGAAUGUGCACACAGUGAAUGUUUGUUAGAACCACUUACAAUAAAGAUACUGUUUUCCUUUU